CAGAGCUUCGCACCGGGCACCGGGCUGCGGGCGCGCUCGGCUAAGCCAUGGCGGUCUCCGCGCUGCAGCAGGGCAUGGUCUCGGUCGUGCUGCUGCUCUGCCUCUUCGUGGCGGUGCCCAGGCUGUUCGGGGGCGGAGGAGGAGCAGGGAGGGCCUUGCGGGGGGGCAAGGCUGGCCCCGGUCGCUACGAUCCCUAUCCGCCCCCCACAGGUGCCUCUGAGAGAGUUCAUCAGUCUCAUCUGAAUUCAGGAAGUUCUCAAAGUAAAACAUACCAAAGCUUUCAGCAGAUGAGGAAUGUAAUGGAAAAGGACAGGAAGAGUGAGAGAACUAGAGGCAGUGGCAAAGACUUAGCGUUUACCCUCAUGCCCUUGUAUGCUAUUGGUGUGGGGGUGUUUGCAGCAUACAAAUUCCUAAAGAUGAAAUCUCAAGAAGGAAGCUCUUCCAAGAAAGAGAAAAAUACAGAAGAAGAUAAGGCAAAAGAAACAGAACAUCAGCUUUUGGAACUGGAGCAGCAUCUAGCACAGACGGAGAAAAUUUUAAAUUCUUUAUUGACUCAGUUAGACCCACUGUCAAACUGUGUUAAUGCUUUGGCUUGUGAACAGAAAGAUGAAAUAAUGACACAGCUCCAGUCCAUUAGACAGCUGAUGAAGGAAAGUGGAUUGGAUAAAUCAGAAAUGAAACCAAAAGAUGUUAAUCACACAUGUAAUGAGAAACUUGAAGAUCUCAUUCAGUCAUUUGGCAAACACACUCAGGAAGAAGCAGAUGACAAUGAAGAUCAUAGUAUUGAAGAUCUGCUUGAAGAUACUGAUGGUGGUUCCAGAAAGGAAGAGCAUGAACUGUGUGACUGUGAAUUCACACUUAGUCAGCUGAUUGAGCCAAAGGUGAUAGAAGUUCAAGAAAUAAUAAAUAGAGAGAUACUGGAACCAGAAGAGACUGAAUUAAGGAGGCGUAAUAGAUAUGAAUUAAAUAUGCAUAUAUAAAAUGUUCAAAAUUAAAGAAUUAUUGCACAUAA
Messenger RNA from Mauremys reevesii (Reeves's turtle), 1012 nucleotides. It is a transcript of the gene CCDC107, whose product is annotated as coiled-coil domain containing 107. Gene Ontology annotation, cellular component: intracellular membrane-bounded organelle; neuronal cell body; neuron projection. NCBI's taxonomy places the organism in Eukaryota, Metazoa, Chordata, Testudines, Geoemydidae. Bases 48 to 980 code for a protein of 310 amino acids. The transcript has 6 exons. The record is from RefSeq and is a predicted model, not a curated record. Gene Ontology annotation, biological process: synaptic transmission, cholinergic; protein localization to cell surface.